AUGUUUGAAGCUUCCAAGGCAAAUUAUUAUGGUCUUGAUGAACAUCUUUCCCUUGCAUCCGUUACAUCAGUGCCUGCAAAGGCGCUUGGUUUAGAUCAUCGCAUUGGUCAAAUUUCAAAGGGAUAUGACGCUGAUGUUGUGGUUUGGGAUUCUUAUCCACUUGAUUUGGGUGCAACUCCAUUAGAAGUUUAUAUCGAUGGAAUUCCUCAAUUUAACACUUCAUCAUGUGUACUUGGAAACGAUUCAUCGAAACAAAUCCCAUCAAAAUUUAUUCCGAAGUCAAAUUUUACACGAGAGCCUGCUAAAUCACAAUUAACCUCUUCUAUUGUGUUAAAAAAUGUUGGCAAGAUUUAUGUUGAUAAGAACCAUAUAAUUGAUACCACUUCAUCAACACAAGGAGAUAUUAGCUUAAUAGUUAAAGAUGGCAUUGUUGAAUGUAUUGGUAUUAAUUGUACAGAACCAGAUCAUAUUUCAUCGUAUGAAGUAAUUGAUUUAAAUGGUGGAUACGUAUUACCAGGAUUCAUUGCUGUUGCGCCAUCUCUAGGAUUAUCAGAGAUUGAUAGUGAAUCCUCCACAACAGAUGGUAGAGUGACAGCUGUGUCCAAUCCUAACGACGCUGAAAAAAUUAUUUACGCAAUCGAUGGAUUAAAAUUGGGAGGCAAACAUUUAGAGGCCGCGUAUAAGGCUGGAAUACUUACUGCCGUCACAGCACCUCUCGCGUCUAAAGGCGUUUUUAUUGGGGUUUCUAUGGCAUUUGAAACCGGUGCUAGUUCUGUUCUAGAUUAUGAUCCUAACCCGAUUGUUAAGGAACAUGUAGCACUUCAUGCCCAGAUAGGGACUGAAUUCAAAUAUACCACCAUACCGACAGUCUCGGGUCAGAUUGCUUUGAUAAGAAAAACCUUGUUAAAGAAUCUAAAGCAACAUAAUAUCUUUGGUCGUGCUGCACGAGGAGAUAUCCCUUUAGUAGUACGAACUCACAGCAAAGAUGAGAUUGCUUCAUUGAUCCGAUUGAAAAUUCAAAUUGAAAACAAUGGAGGACAUUUAAAACUUGUGAUAUUGGGUGGUACUGAAGCACAUAUGGUUGCUGUUGAAUUGUCUAAACAUAAAAUACCUGUAAUACUUAUCCCAUCCCGACCAACUCCAAAGUCAUGGACAGCUCAACAUGCAUUAACAGGAGCGCCUAUUACCAAUACAACCGGAAUUGAGAUACUUCAUGCGAAUAAAGUUAUAGUAGGAAUAAGUGUAAUAGAAUCAGGUAUGGAAAGAAAUUUAAUUUGGGAUGCUGGCUGGGCAGGUAUAAAUUCUAGAGGGGUUAUUUCCGAAAAAGAUGCGUUUGGGUUUAUUUCAUGGAACUUGGAAGAAAUUUUUGGCUUAGAUGGGAGAAAUAGAAGGUUAAUGAAAGGCAAAAUUGCAAAUUUUGUAGCGUAUGAUGGGAAUCCUUUUGAUAUGAAAACAAGGGUGAAAAUUGUUGCAGGAGGUGGUAAGAGUAAAAUUCUUAUUGACCCUCAACAAGAUUAG
Messenger RNA from Dentiscutata heterogama, 1518 nucleotides. Lineage: Eukaryota; Fungi; Glomeromycota; Glomeromycetes; Diversisporales; Gigasporaceae. The record is from the annotation of a GenBank genome assembly.